This is a messenger RNA of Mauremys mutica (yellowpond turtle), 3404 nucleotides long. RefSeq names its product ATP-dependent translocase ABCB1-like. Gene Ontology annotation, cellular component: membrane. The record is from RefSeq and is a predicted model, not a curated record. Gene Ontology annotation, biological process: transmembrane transport. Gene Ontology annotation, molecular function: ABC-type transporter activity; ATP hydrolysis activity; ATP binding. The coding region runs from base 456 to 3404 and encodes 982 amino acids. The transcript is spliced from 20 exons. Lineage: Eukaryota; Metazoa; Chordata; Testudines; Geoemydidae.
AAGAAACAGGAUUGUGACCUGUAAUUAAGAUAGCUAAGUUAUUUACAUGGCCUCCAUUACUGUAGUUUCUGAGUGCCACACAAGCUUCAUUGUGUUUAGCCUCACAACACCAUGCAAGAUAGGGAAUUCUCAUGUUACACAUGGAGAAGUGAAAAACGGAGAAAAAUUACUUACCCAAAGUUGCCCAGGAAAACUGUGUUGGAGUGGGGACUUGAACCCAGGUCUCCUUAAUUCUAGGCUCUUUCGCUAAGUGCUUGAUCACCCUUUGUAUCAGUACAUAAUUUACACCACUUAAAUAGAUUUCCAUAAAAUACUUUCCCCUUCCCCCCACCCUCCCAAUUUUCCAGUUCCUGGCAUCAUUCACUACAAAAGAGCUGACUGCUUAUGCUAGAGCAGGAGCUGUGGCGGAAGAAAUUUUGACUUCUAUCAGAACAGUUGUUGCUUUCAAUGGACAGAUGAAGGCAUUAGCAAAAUAUGAUGUUAACCUGGAGAAUGCUAGGAAAGUUGGAGUAAAAAAAUCCAUUACCACAUACACAUCUUUGGGUUUCACAGAGUUUAUUUUAUUUGGAGCCUUUGCUCUUGCAUUUUGGUACGGAACCAAACUCACAGUGGAGGAGAAAGAGAAUUAUGACAUCGGACGUGUGUUAAUUGUAUUAUUCUGUCUGCUCCGUGGCACAUUCUACCUCAUCCAGGGCUUCCCACACUUGGAAUAUGUUGCCAGUGCUCGAGGUGCUGCCUAUGAAGUGUACAAGGUCAUCAGUAAGCACCGUCUUCUAGAUAGCAGUUCCAAGGAAGGAUAUAAACCAGAUAAGCUCAAAGGAGAGAUUGAAUUCAAAAACAUCCAUUUCAGUUUCCCAUCUAGACCUGAUGUUAAAAUUCUCAAGGGCCUGAACCUGAAAGUUCAAUCGGGGAAGACCAUCGCUCUGGUUGGCUCCAGUGGCUGUGGCAAAAGUACUGCUAUUCAGCUGCUAUACAGAUUCUAUGAUCCAGUCCAAGGAGAGAUUACCUUAGAUGGACGAGAUAUUCGGACACUUAAUAUAAAGUGGCUAAGAGAACGUAUUGGCCUUGUAAGCCAGGAGCCUAUUUUGUUUGCUUCAACAAUAGCUGAGAACAUUCGCUGUGGCAGAGAGGGUAUUACUGAUUCUGAAAUUGAGAAAGCAGCUAAAGAAGCCAAUGCUUUUGAUUUUAUAUCCAGACUGCCUGAUAAAUUUUACACCAUGGUGGGGGAAAGGGGAGCUCAGCUGAGCGGAGGGCAGAAACAGCGAAUUGCUAUUGCCCGUGCCCUGGCAAGGAAUCCCAGGAUUCUGCUGCUGGAUGAAGCCACGUCUUCUCUGGACACUCAGAGUGAAUCUAGUGUGCAAGCAGCUCUUGAUAAGGCUAGGGCUGGACGUACCACCAUUGUGAUAGCUCACCGGCUCUCCACAAUCCGAACAGCUGACAUUAUCGCUGGAUUUCACAACGGUGUUGUUGUUGAAGAGGGAACACACAAUGAACUCAUGACACAGAAGGGUGUCUACUAUUCUCUUGUGAUGCAGCAGGGUCAUGGUGAAAACACUCAAAAUGAGAUGUCAGAAAGCGAUGAAGAGACAGAAGAUGAAGACUAUGAGGAAGAGGAUCUAGGUGAUUUCAGGAUGGAGAAUCUGACUGAUCUUGGUGGUUUUGAAGAGCCAGGAAUCACUGAGAUGGGAAGCAUUCCUGAGAGAUCCAGAAGGCAUACAAGCAGAAAGACCUCUUCUAUGAAAAAGUUGCCUGAAAAGAAGAAAACAAAGGAGAAAGAGGAGGAAAUUCUCCCUGCUGUGCCUUAUUCCAGAAUCCUGGCUCUCAACAAACCUGAGUGGCUGCAUAUAUUCUUUGGUGUGAUUGCCGCUGCCUUCUCUGGUGGCGUCCACCCUGCAUUUGCAGUUAUAUAUGGAAAAAUCAUUGGGGCUUUUCAAGAAACAGAGUCUGAAAAAAGGAGCAAAAACACCACAUCACUUUCUCUAAUGUUUCUUGUCCUGGCAGUGAUCAGCUUAGUAACACACAUCAUCCAGGGAUUCAUGUUUGGAAAGUCUGGGGAAGUUCUGACCAAGAGAUUGCGAUCUUUGUCAUUCGAAGCAUUGCUUCAGCAGGAGAUUGGUUGGUACGAUGAUCCUAAAAAUGCCAUAGGGGUUUUGUUAACCAGACUAGCUACUGAUGCUUCACAAGUCAAAGGGGCUACUGGAAGCCGACUUGGCUUGUUCACUAAGACUGCCUCUACCCUUCUGUCCGCCAUCAUUAUUGCUUUUGUAUAUGAUUGGCGAUUAACUUUGCUUAUCCUGGCUUGCAUUCCUUUCAUUAUUGCUGCAAGUGCUAUUCGACUGAGCUCUGUGGCUGGUCGUGCGUCAAAAGAUCAAAAAGCUUUUGAAGAGGCCGGAAGAAUUUCAGUGGAAGCAGUAGAAAAUAUAAGAACUGUGGCUUCAUUAACUAGUGAAGAUGCAUUCUAUGAGAAAUAUAAUGCAAGUUUGAAUGGUCCAUACAGAGCCCUUUUUUCAGUUCUAUUUGGUGUUUUAAAUGUUGGCCUGUCCACUUCUUUGGCACCAGAUUUCGGCAAAGCUAAAGUUUCUGCCCAACGAAUCUUUCAGCUUUUGGAUCGGAAACCAUUAAUUGACAGCUAUAGUGAAGAGGGUACAAAACUGAGUCAGUUUGAUGGCAACAUUGAAUUCAGGGACAUCCAUUUUGUAUACCCUACAAGACCAGAAGUUCAAGUUUUGCAAGGACUCAAUGUGAAGGUUAAUAAAGGCCAGACGCUAGCCUUGGUGGGGAGCAGUGGUUGUGGCAAAAGCACAUCCAUUCAGCUGCUGGAGAGAUUUUAUGACCCUAUGGCAGGACAAGUGUUUGCAGAUGGGUUAGAUACUAAGUCUUUGCACUUGCAAUGGUUAAGGUCCAAAUUGGGUAUUGUGUCCCAGGAGCCUAUUUUGUUUGACUGCAGCAUUGCUGAAAAUAUCCAGUACGGAGACAACAGUAGGGUUGUCAGUCAGGAGGAAGUUGAAGAGGCAGCUAAAGCAGCAAAUAUUCACACCUUCAUAGAAAAUCUCCCAGAGAAGUAUAAUACCCAAGUGGGUGACAAAGGAGCACAACUUUCUGGAGGUCAGAAACAAAGAAUAGCAAUUGCUCGUGCUCUAGUUCGUAAGCCAGCAGUUCUGCUUCUAGAUGAAGCCACAUCUGCUCUUGACACGGAAAGCGAAAAGAUUAUCCAGAAAGCCUUGGACGAUGCCAGGAAGGGUCGAACCUGCAUUAUUAUUGCUCACCGCUUGACGACCGUCCAGAACGCUGAUGUCAUAGCAGUGAUUCAUAACAGAAAAGUAGUGGAACAAGGGACGCACAGCCAGCUGCUGGCAAAGGAAGGACAUUACUAUGCACUUGUAAAUGCACAAGUUUCUCAUUAA